UCAUUCAAUUUUUAUGAUCCAAAAAUUAGCAUAACAGAAAAAUUUAAAAAAAAAAAUUAUGACUCUAGAAAUCACUACAUGUCAAGGAAGCUAAAAAGGGAAACAUUCACUUCAAGUCUUUCUAUCCAUUUGACAUAAAAUUCAUUUUAUUUCCGGGCUUUCUAUAAAUAUAGCCAUACCUUUUUUGCACCCCUAUAGACCACUUAGACAAUAACCCAUAAACCUUACUCUCUUAUCUAAUAAUGUCGAAGGCACCGGCAAUAAGCGACGAGGGGCCGGCUCACCACGGGAAAGACUACGUUGACCCACCGCCGGCGCCCCUCUUCGACGCCGGGGAGCUCCGCCGCUGGUCAUUCUACCGUGCACUCAUCGCCGAGUUCAUCGCCACCCUCCUCUUUCUCUACGUCACCGUCGCCACCGUCAUCGGUCACAAGAAGCUUAACGCCGGAGACCACUGCGACGGCGUCGGAAUUCUCGGAAUCGCCUGGGCCUUCGGUGGCAUGAUCUUUGUCCUCGUUUACUGCACUGCCGGAAUUUCAGGAGGACAUAUAAAUCCGGCGGUGACAUUCGGGCUGUUCCUGGCCAGGAAGGUGUCUCUAAUAAGGGCAGUGUCCUACAUGGUGGCACAGUGUUUGGGAGCCAUAUGCGGGGUGGGGUUGGUGAAGGCGUUUAUGAAGCACCACUACAACCAGCUCGGCGGCGGCGCAAACGCCGUGAGCGGCGGCUACAACAAGGGAACGGCCUUGGGUGCUGAAAUAAUCGGAACAUUCGUGCUGGUCUACACCGUUUUCUCAGCAACCGACCCAAAGAGGAGCGCGCGUGACUCUCACGUCCCUGUUCUGGCUCCCCUGCCCAUCGGCUUUGCGGUGUUUAUAGUCCACCUCGCCACCAUCCCCAUCACCGGAACUGGGAUCAACCCCGCCAGGAGCUUCGGCGCCGCUGUCAUCUACAACAACAAACAAAUAUGGGAUCAGCACUGGAUCUUCUGGGUCGGGCCGUUCGUCGGAGCUCUGGCCGCCGCCGCCUACCACCAGUACAUCUUGAGAGCUGGGGCAAUUAAAGCUCUGGGAUCUUUCCGCAGCAACGCCAGCAACUGAUUUAAUGAUUAUGGUGUGGGUAUAUAUCGUUCAUGGAAUUUGAGGAUGGAUUUGAUUAUCAUUUAUUAAACUUCUUUUUAUUGUUUAAUUUACUCUGUAUCUGUUUGCUUUGCUGAUGAAUUGUUAAACUACCUAUUCUAAUUCUAUUGUCUUUUCUCGUGAAAUGCAUAUAUUUUCAUGUUAAUUACUUAGUAGUACAGUAUUACAGAGUAUCAUUGCAUGAUUUGUUUUUGGCCAUUGUAUUAGAGUGAAUAUUGUCCAAGAUGAUUAUACGGAGUAUUAGUCACACACAA
Messenger RNA from Cuscuta epithymum, 1390 nucleotides. NCBI's taxonomy places the organism in Eukaryota, Viridiplantae, Streptophyta, Magnoliopsida, Solanales, Convolvulaceae. The record is from the annotation of a GenBank genome assembly.